Sceloporus undulatus (fence lizard) is the source of this 6874-nucleotide messenger RNA. It is a transcript of the gene NTRK2, whose product is annotated as neurotrophic receptor tyrosine kinase 2. The transcript has 12 exons. The record is from RefSeq and is a predicted model, not a curated record. Gene Ontology annotation, biological process: regulation of phosphatidylinositol 3-kinase/protein kinase B signal transduction; trans-synaptic signaling by neuropeptide, modulating synaptic transmission; cell surface receptor protein tyrosine kinase signaling pathway. The coding region runs from base 142 to 1218 and encodes 358 amino acids. Gene Ontology annotation, cellular component: neuronal cell body; axon; plasma membrane. NCBI's taxonomy places the organism in Eukaryota, Metazoa, Chordata, Lepidosauria, Squamata, Phrynosomatidae. Gene Ontology annotation, molecular function: brain-derived neurotrophic factor receptor activity; ATP binding; axon guidance receptor activity.
GCUUUUCUAAAGAAUACCAACCUGCAGUACAUUAACCUGUCAAGAAAUAAACUUUCAAGUUUGUCCCGAAAGUCUUUCCGGCAUCUGAAUUUGAGUGAUCUGAUUUUAGAAGGUAAUCCAUUCAAAUGUUCCUGUGACAUUAUGUGGAUCAAGGUUUUCCAAGACUCGAAGACUCCAAAAAGUGAAACUCAGGAUUUUUACUGUAUGAAUGAUAACAACCAGAGGAUAUCUCUGAUGGAGAAGCCAAUUCCAAACUGUGGCUUGCCUUCUGUCAAACUGAGCACACAUAACCUUACUGUUGUUGAAGGAGGAAGCUUCACAUUGUACUGUGAUGCUCCAGGAAGUCCACCACCAAGUAUAUCUUGGAUUUUCAGUAAUAUUGCUUCAAAAUAUGAGAGUGAUACAAACAAGAACCCAGCUUCUCUAACAAUAAAGAAUGUCUUCUCAAAUGACAGUGGUGUGCAGAUUUCUUGUGUAGCAGAAAACAGUGUUGGUGAAGAUCAAGAUUCUGUUGACCUUGCAGUGUUCUUUCCGCCAAAUAUCACUUUUCUUGAAGUGCCAUACCCGGACCACCACUGGUGUAUUCCCUUCAGUGUGAGAGGGAAUCCACAACCUACCCUGACAUGGCUGCAUGAUGGGGUUAAGCUGAAUGAGACGGAUUUUAUCUUCACUAAAAUACAUGUUAGUAAUCGGACUGAACACCAUGGCUGCCUUCAGCUGGACAACCCCACACAUGUGAACAAUGGAAAUUAUACCUUGGUGGCACAAAAUCCAUAUGGAAGAGAUGAAGCAAAUGUUACUGCUUAUUUCAUGGAAGAUCCUGGAGAGCCAUACGAGGACUGCUGGGUGUCAAGAUCAGAUGAGACAGAUCUUACAGGUAGCCCAUUCUAUGAUCAUCCCGGUUACAGUGAGGAUUAUGGAACAACAACAAAUGAUUUCGAAGACACUACAAAUAAUAGUAAUACGGUUACUUCUACGGAUGUAUCAAAUAAAGAUAAUGAAGAUAGCAUCACUGUGUAUGUUGUAGUGGGGAUCGCGGCAUUAGUGUGCACUGGCUUAGUAAUUAUGCUUAUUAUUCUCAAGUUCGGAAGACACUCAAAGUUUGGAAUGAAAGUUGAAUUAAAACAAGUUGGUCUGGUAGAGCAAAUGUGGCUGUCAUUGCAAGACUGCGAUAACGAAGGUUCUGUUUUGUUUCAUAAGAUCCCACUGGAUGGGUAAAUGAAAUAAGAAAAAAAGAGAGAGGGCUGUUGAGCAUGAUUGUUGAAGCUAUGUGCUGCCCACUAGGCAGUGGACAUGUUUAUUGUGCUGUCAAUUGCUACGCUCCUUGGACCUCUCUUGUAGAGAUUGGUUAUGUUUGGAGAACUCUAGAAGUAUGCACAGUUUGGCAACUUCACUGCAAAAUCAGCCCCAGGCAGCUAUAAAACUCAAGAAAGCACAAAAAUAAACUAUUGUAUUCUGUUACAAUUAUCUUGUUCAUAAAGUUGACAUUUCAACAAAAUCCACUGCAUUAUUUCAGUUUGAUUAUCCGUCUGAAUUUAGCAGGAAAAAAAGAAUUAAUUUUAUAGGUACUAUUUAUUAAAGGUAAACUGCAAAUAUUUUAUGUAGUGUACUAAAAAGUUUAAAUAUUUUAUGUUCUGCUUCUUCAUACUGUUAGAUUUCAGCCUUCUUCAUUUGGGCAAUUGCUCACUUAAAACUUGAGCAUCUGCAAAAUUUGCAGAAUACUGCUCUGAGAUCCUAAAGUUGUAUUAAAAGUUGUUCUGCAAAUCUUCAUGGGAACAGUCCUUAGGAGGGAGUGGGUUUACUGGAGAUGCUCUCAGCCAAGAUGGUGAGUAUGUGGCCCUUCAUAUGUCGUUGGAUUAUGGAUCCAUACAACCCUAGUCAGCAUAGCCAGCCCAACAACAACCCUGUAUAAAAACAUCUGAAUGGCCACACAUUUCCCAUUCCUCCUUAUAAAUAGUAAAAACCAUCUGUCAAAAGUAGCUGUUGACAUGAGGUAUUAACUGAUCAGGAAACUACAUAAAUAAAUGCAGCUGUGUCAAAUAGUAAAAAGGUUUUAGUUUUUCUAACAAUAGCACCAUGAGAUUUGCUAAAUUAUUAUCUAUUGUAUAUGCUUAAGGUAACCUUAAUAGUAUCUAUGUCUUGAACCCAGCAGCAAUAGUGUUGCUGCUGCUCCUAAGCCACCAUGCCAGUUUUAAUAUCUGGGACCCUAAACAAGAACUUUCAUGCCCCCCAGCCGACCUGUUUUUGCUCUUCUUUUCCUUGAAGAAAAGCAGGAAAUAAGUUUUAUGUUUAGGUGCUGGAAAGAUCUGAGAAUGGCAAAAGCAGUCAUCAUUCACCUCUCCAAUUUGGUGCAUACCUCAUUAUCUUACAUGCUGCUCUGUUAAAUAUAACAGUUGUGAGCGAAAAGGAAAGCUCCAUAAGUUCUGGGGCUGUAGCCUUAGAAGUUUCAUUAAAUUAAAGAAUGGGAGGAUGAAAUGAAGAGGCUUUAUGCAGCCUACUCCUGAAAGUCAACUGCCAUUUCUAUGUAAUUCAUUUAAAUGCACCUUUGGAGCAUGUGAAUUGACUCCAGGGCUAUAUGCAUAGGCCAAAAGGCCCAUGUUGCUUCCAGCCUGGCAUCAUCCUGUGUAGAUGACACAAGCCAACAGCCAUGGACCAGAAUCAGCCAAAACAGACACUAAUCUGUGGUUCUGAUCUGACCAUAGUCCAGAAAGCCCUUAGCAUGGUCUUUUUAGAACCAGUUGUUUGCAGCACAGUUUCCUAGAAAUGCUGCCAUGAUAGGUGGAAGACUCCAUGACUGCACACCCAUUUACCUGCUGCUAGUACAUCCCCUAGGCCUCAGAUUGCUACAAAUCUGUACUAAGAUACACUAUCAGGACCAUCUUGGCUUAAUCAGCCAAAUUGCUCCAGUGGAUUCCUGAACUUGAAUAGAGAAUUAUAAAAACCUCUCCAGCUACAAAUCCCAGGUUUCCUUAACAUGGAGUCAUGACAUUUAAAGUGGCUUUAAUCUGCUAUAACUGUGUAGUGUAGAUACAGCCCAAAUCUUCUUUGUAUGGUAACAAGUUAUUAUAGGUGAUAAUGAAAUAAUUAUUUGGGCAACAACACUAAUGAUACUUUUAGCCAAUUCCAGUCUCAUCAAAGCUGCAUACUUCCAUAUGUGUAAAUAGGUUCAAUUCGUGAAAAUGCCAACUCAGGGUCUGUGCAAACAGCAAUGAAGGGGCGGCUUCCAGCCUCCCAUUUUACAGUCAGAUCAAGGCCGCAGCAACCACAUGCUACAGCCCCAAUCUGGCCUUUGCAGGGCGCAAAAAGGAGCCACAAAAAGUGGCCCCUUUUUAUGCCCUUCAAAGAGCAUGAUAACUGUGGCACCAAGGCUUUACGGCGCUCCUACAUCGCUGCAUCAUGCGGAUGCAGUGGCAGAGGAGCACCAUGCAGUAUCAUACCGCCCUGGGGGUGGACGGUACGCCCUGACUCCACCCCCAGGGCGACCUUUAAGGUUGGUCUGCAUAGGGCCUCAAACUUGCCAAAUAUGUCAACAAUCAUAACUGGAUUCUUUUAAACUAUUUUAGCUUCCAAGCUACAAGUGGGUUUUAUUCCCUUUGUUCUGUACCUCUUCAUGCUUUCUCAGAUGUGUUCUAGGAGUCUGUGAAAUCUACAGCAUCCUAGGGCAGGUUUCAGUGGAACACAGGAGGAAGAACAAUUACCCCCACUGCAGAUCUUUUGUUGGAAAUAGUUCCAUCAAUCUACAUUGGAGCCCACCCGUAGUAUGCAUAAUUAUGGGUUUAGGAUCUUUAACAAUCUUUCCACAAUUUAUUCUGGUAAGUUUUUGCAGAUCAACUUUAAGAUACAGCCGCAGGUCUUAUUUUUGAAUAGUUCUACAUAUACUGACAUAAUAUUUUGGAUUCUGCAUAAUCAAAACAUUUAUUUUAAUACACCAGAACUGAUUUAUGCAUCACCAAUUUAUAUAUGCACAUACACAAUACAGGAAGAAAAUCUUGGAAUGUUUUAGUACUACACAUGCAUUGUUCAUGCUGCAGUUACUCACAGAGGUUUAUAGAUUAGAGCACAAUAGCUAUUUACUGCUUUUGACUGUACAUCUAAACUUAAAUAAUGAACGAGGCUAUAUGUUGCUAGCUGAUUUCUUUUCCUAGUCCCUCUAUGGGAACAGAUAAAUCUGAUUGAACCUAAACUUUGACAUUAGGGCUUGCAAUAUACUCAUUUUGUUUGAAUUAUAAAUUACCUUGCCUUCCAUUCUAGAUAUUUUAAUUGGCCCAAGUGGUAAUGGUUUACAAAAUAUCACAGUGCAUUCCAGACCACAGUGAAAAUUGCUGAGUGUUUUUCAUUCAGUGUUAAAGGUGACUAGCCAUUUUUUAAAAAAAAAUAUCACUGUUUAAAGUCUGUAUUGCACAUUAAUAAACAUUAAUAAAGGUAACAAAAUAUACUUGCCUUUGUGAGGUUUGAAUUUACUUUAUUUAUCCCAUAAAGUGGACUAAGUAAUGGGCUAGUAGCUAAAGAUGUCGUUUACACAGAAUAGGUUUAUAUCCAGAAUUACCAUACUUAGAGUAGAGCCAUUGAAAUCAAUGAGGUUUAAGUUAAACUGAUUUCAGUGGACCUGUGCAAAGUAUUACUGAGUCCAACCCAGUGAUUGCUUUAUAGCACACUGGUGGGCAAUUUAUAGCUCUUCAGAUGUUGGAUUGAAAUUCCCAUUGCCCUUAGCUAGAUAGUCUGUAAGGGAUGAUGGAAAUUGUAGCCCAAUAACAUCUGGAAGGCUGAUGUACACCAUCUCUUCAUAUGGGCCACUACUAUGAAUCCCCCCCCCCCCUGAAAUUCCUCUUGUCAGUGUGGUGACACUUAUCAUGCGUCAUUUUAUGGUGGCAAAAACAACCAGUCAAGAUGGUUUAGAAGGUAAGACUUUCAGAAGCUUCUGCAUAAUAACGUAGAGGGGAUGGAGAGAAUUCCCAUACAUUCUAGUAGUAUCUUCAGCCCUUAGCCGUUGUGGGAUUGAGAACCAGAAACAAAACUCCCAUCUCAGCUUCAUAGAUUUGGUAAUUUUAAGACCUUUAAUAAAAUUCCUUGUGCUUUUUUUUAAUGAAUUCAGUUAGAGUUUUGCUCAUAGAGCACUUUGAAAGAGUUAAUGCCUUUGAGCUAGAGAUAAAUGCACAAUUAUUCAUAGAUUGCAUUAUUGUUCUGUAGUAAAAUCCAAAGAAAAGGCUAUCAUUUAAGGAGGUUAGCUACCCAUCUUCAAUAUAUGUAGUACUGAAGUAGAAUUGUUAGACAUGCAUUGCUUAGAUUUGAUCAUGUUAAACAUUGUUUUUUUCAUGUUAGAUAAUUUAUUAGUGUAGAUCUGGAUCCUUCUUGCUAAGCUUCUAGGCCCUAGUUAGUAAGUCAUACAAAUCAGGCCUCAAAUAAUUUUCAUUCCCUUGUGACUAAAAUUCUUCUUAACAAAAGACAAGGUAAUGCUGUCACAUUAGUCUGACAAGUUAAAAUGGUGACCAUUUUCACUUAACAUGAUUAAAACAGAGAACAAAGCAUAUAAAUUGUGCAUAUAAUAUGCUUUAAAUAGGACUAUUCAUGAGAGCAGGGGGUCCAAAAGAUCCAAUUUUUCUUUUUAGCAAGAGAAAAAUAUUUCCAGAAAUGUUAUUACUGUCCCAGCACUAAAACUGAGGUAUCCAAUUUAAUUAGAAUUAUUUCUGUUUGGAGAAAAUGUAAACAUUAGGUUUCCCAUUCAGUGGUAGCUGGUGGCUCCAGUAUCAUUGGGCUGCUGAAUCCAUUCCAAGUAUUAGCUUGAUGUUUGAAAAACCUAUCCAAGGUCAUGAAUGCUGUCUCCAAAAUAAGUUAAGCACCAUGAAUAGCUCAUUUAUAGUUCAAACUAAAAUCAAAAGCAGGUUCGCUGCCCCACUGAUAUCAGAGCUACAAGACAAUUGUUCCCUUUACCAGCUCUUGGGAGAGUAUGGUGUAAACUAGGGAAAUUCAUUGCCCUCCAGAGGUUCUUGCAUUGCACAUGCUGUCAGCCCCAGCCAGCAUAGCCAAUGAUGAAGAAUGAUGGGAGUGAUUCUACAACAUCUCGAAGGCCAGACAUUCUUCUUGUUAUAAUAAUACACUGCAUCUUCACUGAACAAAGGUUUAACUGUUCUAAUAGGUAUCCUUAAUUGUAUUUUUCAAAGCACAUUGUAUUUAACAUGUCACUCUGAUUCGGGGUCACUGAGUGACUUGAAGAUUCUAGCCAUUGAAACAUCAUUGAAACUAGGUCAUCAUGGACUAGAUUUCUUAAUCAUGGGUUGAUCCUACAAGGAAUUUCUGCACCUGUGCAAAUUGUAUAAAUUGAUUAUGUCCAUGACUUGUUUUGAACUGCAAGAUUGUUCUGAAGUGCUGAAACAGAUAGGUGUGUCAGUGUAUGAUGAGUUUAUAUCCCAUUCAUAAUAUGGGUAUUACAUCAGAAGAAUCAUGGAAUUAAUCCCAUGGAGCAAACAGUUGUUGACUUAUCCAUCAUCUGAUUCAAAGAGAGAAUUAAAUGCCUAUACUUCAUGACACACACACACACACACACGUAGAUAGAGAGAGGGGGGAGAGGGAGGGAAGGAAGUUAUUUACUAUUUAAUUAAAUCAUAUCAAAGCUUUAAUAUAGCUGCUAUGUGUAGUAUCGUUAAACCAUAGUUUUCUUUAUGAAUGGAAAUACUCUGCAUUUUCUCUAAUCCAUCAAUACACUGUGAAUCUUUUAAAUAUGCUGCCCAUAAUUUUUAAAGGAUUUAAAAAUAUAUUUUAUGUAAUAAUUGAGAAUCAUUGUUUUUAUUUCAAAACGCAGUCUUGACAUUAUGGACAGAAUGUACUUGCUGAACUUUCUAAACUUAUUUUUAACAGGCCAAUAAAGUUUUAUAAUUCA